UAAGAGCGGUUUUCUUUAACAGAUAAUAGUGCCAACGGUUGUUUAAAACCCGAAGCCACGCAAACGCUAUGUUUUCGAUUUAAUUUGCGAGUAGUAAUUCUACGAGUUAAAAGUUUGAAUUUUGAUAUCUUUGCCGGCUAUGAACAGGUGAAACCGACGUUCCUUAUCUCUACGAUGAUUAGUUGUGAAAACAUUUCACAAAUACGAAUGAAAUUACUUCAGGAAGCCUCACACGAUUGCAAAAGUAGACGCAUACUUUCUUCCAGCUACAUUCGACAGAGAGGCGAGUGGAAAUUGGCCGAGUUUCAAACAUAAAUUGAAUGCGAAAAGUUUACAAAUAUGCAAAUAGAAAAUUUGCAUUGUCCCAGUAGGACGACUGCUAUGUCGUUGUUUGAACCCAUUCCUUCCUCUGCAAACAAAUGUUGCUUUCAACGAUUAGAACUUUCAUAAUUCUCAAUCUAGGCAGUUCACUUUGCAUUACUGCUCUUUUAACCAUUCGCUAUCCAAAUUAUUUUUUUUCACGCAACAAUUUAAUUUUUAGCUCAUAGUUUCAGCGAGGGGAACCAAAAGUAAGGUCGUUUGUGAGGUGAAGAAGCAGUUCCUUCGCUGGAUGUGCGUUCAUAGUUAAUUACAAUUCUAGACAUCUUCAUAAAAUAAUAAUGUAACAAUUUUCAAUGGUCUGCGAACACGGGGUCAUAAAUAUAUUGAUAUAAACAUGUGUUAAGGCUUGCAUUUGUUAAAUCAGUGAAGCCAAGUAAGGACAGAAGCCAUCGGCUCAACGCAAAAGGCAAAAUCUACAUGAUUUGAUGCGAGGAUCAUUGGACUUCCGCGCCCAGUGAAAAGAAUUGUUGGUAUCCACCGGUGUUGAUUACGCAUGUGUACAAAGUUUGCGGUAACGGUGGCCGAAGUAACGCGACAUUCAAGAUUAAUCUGUAGGCCUACUGACGAACGGUUACUCUCGUUGUUGUGACAUUUUUAAUGUUGACGACUGCCGCCACUUCUGCCUCUACCAGUUCGGACCCGAAUGGAGCACCAGGCAGUAGCUACCAAGGGUAUAAAAAGUUGAUGGAAAAAUUCGAUGGCCUAAAGAAUUACAUUCCUUCUAAUAUGGACGAUCCCAUCGUUUUAAACGUUGGAGGGAAACGUUUCGAGACUUACGAAGAAACGCUUGCAAGAUUCCCCGACACUUUACUCGGCUCCAAGAGUCGGAGGUCGAAAUUUUACAACAGCAGACGGCAGGAAUACUUUUUCGAUAGACAUCGUUCGGCAUUUGACGCAAUUCUUUAUUAUUAUCAAUCCGGUGGAACUCUCAUAAGGCCAGAGCAUGUUCCCCCGCAUGUAUUCAUCAACGAAGUUGUCUUUUAUGACCUCCCUGAGGAAGCUGUUCAAGUUAUUCAACUUGAGGCAGGUAUAGCGGACGAGCCUGAAGAUCAACCGAUGCCGAGUAAUUACUACAUGGGAAUUAUUUGGAACGCGUUGGAAUACCCAAACUCGUCGAAAGUGGCCAAAUUUUUAGCCAUUUUUUCCGUGUUGGUAAUCACUUUGUCGUUAAUAAUUUUCUGCGUCGAGACUUUACCAACUUUUAAAAUGGCAAACCAAAGUCGACCGUCAAAUGCUACAGAUGACUGGAAACCACCUCCAAACCCUUAUGAUAAAGUGUGGUUUCAACUUAACACAUUUGUCAUCGUAUGGUUCACUGGAGAGUACGUUAUUCGCUUUAUUUGCUCCCCGCAAAAAUUGAAAUUUUUACUGGGUGCUUUGAAUCUUAUUGAUUUAUUAUCCAUUUUGCCUUACUAUGUUCAACUCGGACUUAAAGAAGAUGACUCUUCCAUCUCCGUGCUGCGCGUGGUGCGUGUGGUACGCGUGUUUCGAGUGUUUAAGCUCUCACGUCACUCGCGCGGGCUUCAAAUAUUGGGAAACACGCUGAAAGCGAGUUUGAAUGAACUGAUUAUGUUAAUGUUCUUCUUAGCAAUUGGCGUUAUGAUAUUUGCAAGUUGCGUCUACUACGCGGAAGGAGGGCCCGACAGUGAGGGUUUUCAAAGCAUUCCACACGCUUUCUGGUGGGCAGUCGUCACUAUGACUACUGUGGGUUACGGAGAUGUUUCCCCCGUCAGUUUACCAGGAAAGAUCGUGGGAGCACUGUGCGCCAUUUCAGGGGUGCUAACCAUUGCAUUGCCUGUACCCGUAAUCGUGUCCAAUUUCGAGAACUUUUACAACAAAGAGAUGAACCGAAGAAAAGAAGAGGAACUGAAGAAAGCAGAAGAAGCUCGAGAAAAGGGAAAGGCUAACAAAUCCGGUGAGAACAGCAGAAAGCAAUCUGUGGAACUCGAAAACAUGGAUGGUAAGAUUCUCAAGUCUCCAAGAGAUGUUGUGGUUUGUAGCGUUAACAACAAAGACGAGAAUUCGACCGAUAAGACUCAUCCAACACGGAGGUCAGUUGAGACUGUGUGACGAUCUGUGUCACUUGAUGCAUGUCACGUAAUGCAUUAUACCUGAUGUGAUAUGUGUCGUGCUGAAUUGCACAUUUGAGAACAUUGGAAGGCCUUUAUUCAAUGAUAUAUUUAUUCGUAUUAACUGCAAGAUAAACUGUCAAAAAAUUUCUAUCUCAGAGGCAAGAGUGGAUUUCAACGUUUAUUCCUUGAACUGAAGAGUGGAAAUGUUUCUCCUAGGCAACUGCUGAUGUCGAACGAUCGUCUGUACUCACAGCAAACCGGAAACGAAAUAUGGAAAUAGCUAUUACGUCAUAACUUCGUUGCUCUUAGUUCAAAAUAAUGCAUGAAUAUAGACCGGAGGUAGAUUACACGGCAUAAGCGGUGAACAAAAUCUAAGGAACUUUGGUCAUCCGCUUAAUCAAGCUUGAUUACAUAGUAUGAAAGUACAAGGAGUGACUCCAGUGUCCGCAAUAUACCAGUUCAAUCACAAGAAAGAAAAUUUGGACUUAGCACUAUGAGCACUCGCCUACUGUAGAAAAUUCUGUUAAAAAACACACCUAGUAAACUGCUAUACCAACUGGGAAAUAGCCUCUCGCCUUAUUUUCACCAACUUUCCGAUGCAAUUAUAUAUUCUAAGUUUUUGAGGACUCUUCGAACGACUAGGAUUGGGCUCUGUGAAGUACUUUCGACACACCUUUAGUAUUCUUCACCCUCCUGGUUCCCUCCGAGUAAAUAUGGCAAACUGUGGUAUUAGCGAAGAAAAAACUUUCUAGGUCUCGGAGGUGAUGGAUGUAAAACCACCUUUUGAAACUGUAAGGUCGGUACAAGCCGUUGCGGUAUGUGUACAUGAUGGAGUCAUUAGCACUUUGCUGAGAACACCAUCUCGAAAAACAGGGUAACAACAUUUUGUUCAGCUUCUCCUUGAAGGCAUCUUGAAGUACUAAUGCCAAAAAUCUUGUAUUACAAACGCCAAGUUUUGUCUUUCAUUUCUACACCGGGAUCUAAUAGGAAAACAAGCCCUAGACGCUCACGAUGAAGUUAAUUAAAGUGAAAAAUGUGGCCUGUCAGGAUUCUUGGUGAAAUUGUGUACCUGCCCAUCAAUAAGCGUCAAUAUAAUGCUUUGAAAACAAAUAAAUUAAAUUAGCUGAAACGGUGAAAAUGCCCACAACAGAACGGCACAUCGAGGGGAAGCUGAGUUUGAAGCUGAGUUUGAAGCUGAGGAACUAGACGUCAGUUAGACUUACGAGUUCUAAGGCGAUAAAGGACGAGGAUGGUAUAAAUUAGGGAAACAUAACGAAAUCGAAUCUUCACGUCUCAAGAACAUGAAUAAGAGGUGAUGAGACAACUCGUAGCCAAUAGUCCUUCUCGGAUCAAUUGCCGUUGAUAAAACCGGUUAAAACCAGGUCUCAAGAGACCUGUUUGACCAGUUUUAUAAAUAAACGAUUGGACUUUUUUACCUCUGUAGAGUGAGAGGGAACUUAAUACGUGGUCAUUAACAGUCUCCUAUGCAGCAUGCAAUAAUCUGAGAUAUUUAUAAAAUCGGUGUUUUUAUUAGCACACAGCUAUUGGUAUUUUACCUUUGAACCAUUAAAUGAUCAAUUUAUAGAUUUAUUUAGCUACAUAUUUCCUUUCGUCGUGGGUAAAUUUCGACGGAAUCCCUUAGAAAUUUGCUUCAGUGGGCGAUAUUGCUUCAAAUAACACAAUAUUGCUUCAAAUAACACAAUCUUAUAAAAGUGUAAAGCCCAUAAUUGUAUACUUGUGCUGCUCAAUCAUGAUGAGCUAUGGCACUUGGUAGAGUAAUUGAAUAUAAAAUUUUAAGAAUGUUUCAUGUUAAGCAUGAAGUACGCAAAGUCAGAUUUUCUUUUUCGAUAUAUUUUUCAACACUAUAUGAUAACUUGAAUUUUUUUGGUAAAGUUUCAGUUGAUAGUUACAUUUUCAAACGAUUGAUUGAUAGGUGUCCGUGAAUUAGCUUGACUUGUCAUCCAGAUAUUGGCGAAAAGAGCAAAAAUAUUGUAAUUUUUAGUAUGAAUAAUUCUGAGGUUAUUAUAAGAGAUGCAGAUUACAAGGAAAUCUCUACGGCUUAUUUGUGAGAAUAACAAAGAUAGGUCCUUCUUAAAAGCUGAGUCGAGCGAUAAUGGGUGAACUAAACUUCUGCGACAAAAAGUCAAACUUAACUAAAUUUACGGGGAAAAACUUAGUCAAUAUCCUAAGUUUUUGAUCUUAGAGGGAAGUACUUGAAACACAGUAUAAAACUAUUCCUAUGUGAAAGUGAGAAAGCUCGCGUAAUGUGAGAAAAUGAAAACCUUUAUCUACUGUUGCAAUACAAGUCGCUCUCUUGUUCAGACUGUCGUUUGUUACACACGUCAGUCUUUGGUUUAUAAUUCGAUUAGUUACUCUCCUUGCUAGUUAUAGAAAAAAAAAAUCAAUGAGCUUCUAUGGAUGCAUGAUAAAAAGUGGUAUCUUCUUGAAAGGAAUAAGAAAGAUUAUGUAGUCUUUCUCACAUUCGCAUCGGUCAGAAAAUUGACCAUAAUAUGUAAGCUUUUUUUAUAAGAAAGCUAAGUUAAGAAUGUAGAGGAAUGAUUUAAAGUGGCAGCUAAUUAAAUUUCACAACUUA
Stylophora pistillata is the source of this 5046-nucleotide messenger RNA. Its product is annotated as potassium voltage-gated channel subfamily A member 7. Gene Ontology annotation, biological process: protein homooligomerization; action potential; potassium ion transmembrane transport. Gene Ontology annotation, cellular component: membrane; voltage-gated potassium channel complex. Gene Ontology annotation, molecular function: delayed rectifier potassium channel activity; protein binding. The record is from RefSeq and is a predicted model, not a curated record. NCBI's taxonomy places the organism in Eukaryota, Metazoa, Cnidaria, Anthozoa, Scleractinia, Pocilloporidae.